Messenger RNA from Diceros bicornis minor, 2000 nucleotides. RefSeq names its product chromosome 13 C1orf216 homolog (gene C13H1orf216). The record is from RefSeq and is a predicted model, not a curated record. NCBI's taxonomy places the organism in Eukaryota, Metazoa, Chordata, Mammalia, Perissodactyla, Rhinocerotidae. The transcript has 2 exons. The coding region runs from base 153 to 842 and encodes 229 amino acids.
GCUGGGCGCGCCGCCCCGGAACCCCGCACCCCGCGCCCGGGCCCGCGCGUGCGCCCAGGCCGAGGGACCCCCAGACGCGAGGGACGAGUGCCCGCCGCGGGGCCCGCGGAACCAGAGCCAGCGGCGCAGGGCGGGCGCCUCCAGGCCACAAAAUGUUUGCCAUCCAGCCAGGGCCAGCUGAGGGGGGCCAGUUCCUGGGGGGCCCACCUCCUGGAGUAUGUCAGCCAGAGCUCCAACCAGACAGCAACUCCAACUUCAUGGCGAGUGCCAAGGAUGCCAAUGAGAAUUGGCAUGGGAUGGCAGGCCAAGGGGAGUCCAUCCUGAUGAAGAGCUCCUCUGAGUUGCCCUCUGACAAUCAGGCCUUCCAGGCCUCUGGACUUUCUGAGGGGGAGGUCCGCAGCCCACCAGAGGGGGCAGAGAUCCCCAGAGCUGAGCCUGAGAAGAUGGGUGAUACCAGCACAGUCUGCUCCCCUUUGGAGGACAACGGCUAUGCCAGCAGCUCCCUGAGCAUCGACAGCCCUAGCAGCAGCCCUGAGCCUGCUUGUGGGACCCCUCGAGGCCCUGGCCCUUCAGAUCCCCUUCUGCCUUCGGUGGCCCAGGCCGUGCAGCAGCUGCAGGCUCAAGAGCGCUAUAAAGAGCUGGAGAAGGAGAAGCACCAUGUGCACUUGGUGAUGUACCGUCGCCUGGCCCUGCUCCAGUGGAUCCGGGGCCUGCAGCAUCAGUUGGUUGACCAGCAGACCCGUCUGCAGGAGAGCUUUGACACCAUCCUAGACAACCGAAAGGAGCUUAUCCGCUGUCUCCACCAGAGGGCAGCACCAUCCAGGCCCCAGGACCAGCGCUAAGGGUGUACCUCCAGAGGGGUGCAAGGAUAUAUGUAUAUAUUUGCAGGCAUGUGUGUGGUUGUGUACAAGUAAGUACAUGAUUAUUUGCUGGUAUGAGUGCAGGUAAGCAUAAGUGAGUAUGUGUGUGCUAACAUGUAGGCAGGUAUGUGCAAGCAUGUGUGAAUCAGCACCUGUGUAUCAGCUUGUAUGUGCUGUGUGUGCACACAAAAUAACUUAUAUGCAGACCUAUGUAUGAGUGUGGAAGAGGGAACAUACGUGUAUGUAUAACAUGUAUGUAAGAGUGAGUCAAUUUGUAUAUGCGUGCAUGGACAGGUACCCAACAGUGUUUGUAUAUGUGCAUGAGUGAGGAUGUAUAUGCAAAGAUGUGUGUGCAUAUGAGUGAGUUUGAGUGUGUAGGCUUGUGGUGGGUGUAUGUGAGUGAGCCCUUGUGUGUGCAGGCCUAUGUGGAGGGGUGCAUGUGUGCAGUGCAGGCAUGGGAAGUGUAUGUUAGGAGCAUGUGUAUUUGCAGGCAGGCUCACAAGCAGAUGUGUAUAAAUAGAUAUUUAGUUGCCUGUGUGGGGCAUCUGUCCACAACCUGUGUUACCCAUGGCCUACCCUAGCCUUUUUUCUCCAUAGAAGAAAGAGGGCUCCUUGGACAGAGAGGGCUAGCCUGCUGUCAUUUAUCUGAGGGUUGUAGCUGAUCCAUUCUCCUGGGAUUUCCCCGUCUCCUUUCCCCUCACUCCUCCCAGACUUCACUCUGCUAAGGCUGUUGUCCCUGAUGGUGGAUUUGCUGUAGGAAGUUUGCUGGCUGCUCUGGCCUGUCAUAGCUCUUUGGCUGCAGUUUUGCCAGGGCAAUUGGUAGAGAAUUAGUAUUAGGGAGGGGAGCUGGGGGUGGUGAUUGAGACCAUGGCAGGGGUAGGGGAAGGGUCAGAGAAGAUAGCGGACUAUCCUUCUUGAACUCUGCCUUUGGGCACAUGGGAGAUGGGGAUGGAGGAGAUGACAAUUAUAGAACCCUGUGAAGAAUGGGAAAAGGAAUUCUAAAAUAUCAGUUCCCAAACAAACCACACCUCUCCACUGCAGAGGAGCUGUUGCAAACCAUGUUGAAUUAAGCUUCUGAUGAAAAAGAAGGUGUGCUAAUAUAAUAUUCUAUGUCAAUUGUACCUCAAUAAAAAAUUUUUA